Molecule: messenger RNA, 1599 nt
Organism: Symbiodinium pilosum
Lineage: Eukaryota; Dinophyceae; Suessiales; Symbiodiniaceae
Source: the annotation of a GenBank genome assembly
AUGGCACAUCCGGAGCUGAUCGUGCGACGGUUGAGCGGGGAAGUGCUUUUCCAGUUUUCAGGAGAUGCGGAGGGUUUGGCUCUUCUCCAGGUUGUGCCCGAUGUUGGGAGAGGGCUUCGCGAGGCUCUAUCUGAAAUGGACGACAGGUACGACUUCCCCUGGCUCCAUCAAGUUGUCGUACCCUCCAAGGGUAUCCUGGAACUGGGCUACUCUUGGGAAGAUGCUGGCCGGCCCCAGGAAGUGCAAAUCGUCACACGAAGUGUCUGGGUGGAGGACCGAGGGCAAGAGCUGCUUGAUCAUGCCAAGAGUAGCGAGCCCGGUAGUGAGAAGUUGCUGGAGGCCUGCCUCCGAGCUCCCGUAUACCCAGACUCCGAGGUGGCCCAGGAGAGGCCGCUGCAUGCUUCGCUCCGCAAUUGCCGAAAGCUGGAGCUCCUGGUCGUUAAAGUGGAGAUGUUGCUCUAUGCGAAGGCCGAUCCCUGCAGCAUUGAGCCGCGAAGCCAGUGCAGUGCACUGGCCCUCGCCCUGUAUGAGAUGCGGUUACAGUGUGCGGAGACCUCAGAGGAUUUGGUGAAGCGGCUCGUGCUGGCAAAGGCCGACGUUGGAACAGCCUGUCUGGAAUUCUUGCGGCUGGCAGGUGGAGCUGGCGUGGUGAAUCAGGAUGCGCCCUGGGUGGCCCGACAGCUGCAGCAGCUUCCUGGGCUCGAUAUCAACGCAAAAGUCAAGGAGGAGUGGCCCAUCCAAGCUGCCUCGAGAUCCAGUGUCCUUAUUGCAGUGCUGGUAGCGCUGGGCGCUGAUCCCAGGCCAUUGUGCAUUACGGCAAAAAGUGGAAGCCAGCUGAGCCAGCUGGUGUUUCCCUUUCUCAAUGUUGGAGACAUAUCCGUGGACAUGGCUCAGACGGAGUCCUUUGUCGUUGGUUGGGCGUAUGAGUGCGAGAAGCAGCCGAAUAAGGCGGAUCCGCACAAUCUGGCAGCCGCGGCUCUGCAAGCUGCGGAGAGGGGUUGGCCACAGGCAGCGUGUCAGUGCCUGAAGGUAUUGGGCAUCAUGAACUGCGAGAACGACCGGCGUGUGGAUUGGUAUGCCCUUGAAAGUUUCAGAGAACAGCUGGUCCUAGCUGCCAUUGAGCGUGGUGGCCUCGAAGUCGUACAACACGUGGUAUCCCACUGGCUCCCUCCUUUGCCUCCAUCCCUGCUUCGCUGCGCCUGCCGGGUUGGGCACGCGGAGAUUACCAGGUUCCUCCUGGAGGAAGAAGCGGAGCCCUACGGGCCUCUGGGUGAUUCGCCCCUCCAGGUGGCCAUCGACAAGUGUCACGUUGAGGUUGUGGAUAUCCUCUGCGAGGUCCUCCGCGUCAAGUGCCAGGAGAGGCGCCGCGCAUUAGCAGAUCUUGAGGCAUACUCCCAGAACUUCGAGCACAGAGACAGUCUGGUGAGGUAUGCAAAGCAGCGGCUCAACCUCCGAAAGGUUUGCCGCCUUGCUGACAAAGUGCCGUCAGCUUCGAUGACUGAACCUCCUGAGAAGCCUCCGCAUAUGCAGAUCUGUACAGAAGAGAACAGCUGGCAGCAUGCGCGCGAGAUGGGUUGUGCAGUUUCAUGGACCAUUUAA